This is a messenger RNA of Trichoplusia ni (cabbage looper), 7484 nucleotides long. Its product is annotated as myelin transcription factor 1. NCBI's taxonomy places the organism in Eukaryota, Metazoa, Arthropoda, Insecta, Lepidoptera, Noctuidae. Gene Ontology annotation, cellular component: nucleus. The record is from RefSeq and is a predicted model, not a curated record. Gene Ontology annotation, biological process: regulation of transcription by RNA polymerase II. Gene Ontology annotation, molecular function: DNA-binding transcription factor activity, RNA polymerase II-specific; zinc ion binding; RNA polymerase II cis-regulatory region sequence-specific DNA binding. The transcript has 20 exons. The coding region runs from base 2391 to 6134 and encodes 1247 amino acids.
CAAAAAUUUAUAAUUAUUUUUAUUUAAGAAAAAAUAUUUAUUCAAGUGCCAAGUAAGUGCAAAGCAAACACGAAAACAAAUCCCAGCCAAUAAAGUAACUUUACUUAACAAAUAGUUUCGCUAUUCGACGAGCACUCGUUCAACAAAUUCUCUUUUCAAUUAAAUAAUAACAAAAGUAAAGAAUGCUGAGUUUGUGGAAAAAAAACGACAGAGGAAAAGGUGACCUUUAAGUCGUACAGUACGACAGUCUUAUGUAUUUAAUAUCGCAGUUACAUUUUAUUUGCGCAUAUUGUACUAGGCUACUUAGAAAACAAAGAAAGAUUAGCUAUUUACCUUUUAUACUGGUAUUAAUAUUGCUUAUGAAAAAUAUUAGCUUACUCUACUAAUAAGAAAACAGGUCGGUCAUUUCAUUAAAUCUGUUAUUCAAUAGCUUUUCCAUCUACCGAAAAACAAAAUUCUUAAUUUAAAACUUGUAAAACAUUAAGCAAUUAUCGAAGUUCAUCAGCAAAACUUCUUAAAUAAAAUUAUAUACCUAUCUAAAUGAUCUGUAUAGCCCGACUUAUUCACAACAAACAUAAACAGUAUCUCAAGCUAACUUAUUUAUCUCGUAAAAUACUUGUUAAUACUCCACCCCGGGAAUUGUACGAUGAAGUCGGGCUUCUCUCACCCACCGACACCCGGAUCAGUCGACCGACCAGUCGACCAACUAGUUGAGCAACCCCACAAUCCAAUUUAUUAAGACCUUUGAAUUUGUAUUUCUUCGCGUCAGUUUAGUUUAUUGUCACAAUAUAGAAGGGGGAUAGGAAGGUCAAGGUAUAAAAGGCAACAGAUUUGUUUGUUCACAAUUCUAUGGAUAAUUCGUAUAAAAGGAGUGUAGGGGUGUGUGGGGAGAAUCAUCUAAGGACAAAACUUGUUUACACUACUUACGGAAUUAAAUCACUUCAGCGGGUGUUUGCUAAAGUGGUCCGGUGACUUUUGACUUAAGUAACGACCUAUUUGUUUUAAUUGAUCGCGGACCGGAAGGGGUUUGCUUUGUUUUUAAUGGAUUUAAUCGACUAAGCUUCAUUAACCAAAAUGAUUUAUAAACAUUAUUUUUUAAUAAAGACAUAAGUUUAGAUUUUAUACCCUCUUCGAGUAGAGCAUGUUAAAUUUCCAUACAUUAUGCAGUAAUCACCCCACCGACACACAAAAGUUAUGCAAAUUAGAAUACAUUCAUAUUUGGUGACUCACUAAACAAAAUUAUAGUUGUUGGACUGUAGAGCACAGGGAGCUUCGUAAUACACUGACCUACACAAAGUAAACCAUCGUUUACAAAUACACCGAGCACGUAAUUAAAAAGUAAUUUGUUAGUAGUGCGCGCAACUCCAAUAUGACUCAACGGCAAACUUGCGAACAAACUUUUAAUUUGAACUUGGCCACCGAUAACAAUGCUGCAAAGUUGUGGCAGUCGGCGGAGGGAGCGGGGAAACGCCAAUCUUCCUCACAUUGCAGUACAUAACCGUACUUCUUUGUAAGAACACCUCGCAAAACUUUGUCGCAAGUAAACUCCGCGAAGUAGCUAAGUCGCGAGCUGGAAGCCGUCGGCGGCGCCCGCUCCGCUAGCCGCUCCGCUCGCCCUGGCCGCCCCCCGCUACGCUGCUAACAACGAUCCGCCUCCGACAAACAAACGGACAAGUUUUAAUGUUUUGCUCACAAAGUGUAUGAUUAAACGCGGAGAGCGGCGGAGAGAGUCGGCCGUAAGUUAUUGAUUUUCCCCGACCGAACCCCUGUCGACUACGAGCCUCGCGGUACGGUAGAGGAGCGCUACGAGGUUAUACCACUUCUUAACUUUUUUUAAACGGAUUUACAACUACUUUUAGUGUAAACAAUGUGUUCCAAAUCACUUUUUGUGACCGAUGGACAAGUUUUUGUGUGCUAAAAUAAGUGCUGACAAGUUUUAUGUGCAACUUUAGAUGCGAAAAGUUAGUGUUUGCUGCGCAACCGUACCGCUGGUGGCACAAGUCGCGCACCCUACAACUUCACGUCGCUCUACGUUCCGAAGUUAACGCAAAGUUCCGCCAUUUUGGAACAUGCUCACAACCCACUUGUUUUAUAAAGAAACUUUUUAUUAAUUCCUGUGGGCCGCGGAGUGUCAGUAAGAUGUUUUGAGGUUAUGCUGAAAGACGAAAGACCGAUUUCUGACUCGGAGGUGUAGUUCUAGUAUUAUUGUGACUGUGUGGACGCUGAAUACUAGUGUUUGUGUUCAUUUGAUAUAUUGUUUUGAAGUGUAACUCGAGUGACGUACCUUGGAUGCUCUUGUAAUUUGUGUUUACUUCUGGCAAAAGUGAGGAGGACGCUCGGAGCUGUGUUUUGACCUUGCCUAUGGAUCUGGCACGCGAUUAAGUGACAGAAUGUCACGCAAGUCCCGGCAGGGGUACAGCAUUCGGCACCUGCUGCAGCUGCCGAAUGCGCCGCGCAGCCCGCCGUCUGUGCCGCACCCGCCGGCACCAUGCAUAAAGGCUUCCUUGAGACAUCGAAUACCCUCUCCGUCUGAUCAAGAUGCACGUGACUACAACGGCGACGACGACGCAAACAAGAAUGAAUUCGAGGUGCAGAUAACACAUAAGUUGUUCAGGCCGUCAACAUCAAAACCGACGGCGCCGUUAACCGCGCAAGCCUCCUUGUCGCAAAUCAACAAGCGAAGGCUGGAGUUUGGCGUGGAUGUAGAAACCUUUAGGAAUAACGAGAGGCGCCUAGAGCGCAUCAGUAGCGAGGGCUCCAUGGACGAGGAGGAAUUACAUGGCAAAAGAAGACGACGCUUGCUGGACGAUGAGAGACGGGAGGAGCCGGACAUUAGGCGCCGGCCAGUUCCUAUGCACAGGCCACAGCCCAUGCGGCAGCCUGAGGUCGAUGAUGAAACGCUUAUCCGGGAAACUCAGGCAGCGCUACGGUCUCUGUCCGGGAACUGGGGAGCAAGGGAACAACCGACGCACUGCACUGAGGAAAACGAAGAUGCCAACGGUUUCGAAAACCUAUUCGAUGACAAAAGGUCAGAAAAGCUCCCGUCUUCCCCUUCACAAUCGUCGGACGUGUCUCACAAGAGCUUUACCAUGCGCCUUCACAACGAACACUUAAACGGAAUCACUGAUCACGACGAUAAGAGGAAUCUCAUUACAAUAGAAAUAGAAAAAUGUGACGACUACGACAGACACAGCAGAAACUCCAACCACUAUGAAGCGCCAAAUUUCGACGAACUCGUCGACUCGUCUUCCAACGAACUAGAGAUCGAUAUGUCUGACAGAUGCGAUGAUAGGUACGAUGAGGACAUCAAGCCAAAAAGAAAAGGAGAAAUGGUUUCAGUCAACAAGCAAUCUUUGUACAACGCUUACAAGGCAGCGACAGCGGCGCUACCUUACUCGACGCAGUCUGCCUUCAAGCCGCCUGCCGAAGUCAAGCAUAGACUGCAUAAUACGUCGCUGCCGAGCGAGCCUUUCGGCGGGUACUCGAACGACCACGACAAGCGCGAGCACAAGGGCUCGAAGCAGUACACGGUGCUGCAGCCGGCGGGCGCGGGCUCGCGCGCCGCCACCGUGCUGCAGGAGGCGCGCACCGUGCCCUCGGCGCAGCCCGCGCGCGACUCGCGCCCGCUCAACGCGCUCUCCCCGCCGUCGAGAGAAGGCAACAAGUGUCCCACACCCGGGUGCAAUGGGCAGGGCCACGUCACCGGCCUAUACACUCACCACAGGAGUCUGUCAGGAUGUCCAAGAAAGGAUAAAGUCACUCCCGAGAUAUUGGCGUUGCACGAAACGAUAUUGAAGUGCCCCACGCCGGGCUGCAACGGGCGCGGCCACGUCAGCUCCAACCGAAGCACGCACCGCUCCCUGUCAGGGUGCCCCACUGCCGCGGCGAGGAAGGCCGCCGCCAGGUCCCAGAGAGCGAGGCCAUCUGGAACCCAUUUACCAUCAGUAUCCCAUCCAAUCCAAUCAUCAAUCGUGAGUCAAGAGAGCAUAGCAAGUUCAUCGGGUAGCGUAUCCCGGGAGCGCGAGGCGUCGCCUCGCAGUCCCGCCGUGAAGCGCGAAGCCGAGCUGCUGGUGCCGAAGCGCGAGGCGGCCGAGCCUGAGCGCGACUCUCCCGCCAUGGAGACGCGCCACGCCGGCUACGGCGCGCCGCCCGACCAGAGGUCCCCGUACGAGAGGCCGCCCGACGACCACGUACGCUCUUACAGUCAAAUGAACGAAGCGCGGUACGGCUACGAGUCGAGGUGCUACGAAGGCGCUCCGGCGUUUGAGCGCUACGACCCGGCGCAGUGCCCGCAACGCCCCUACGGCUGGGAGGAAGAGCGCUACCACGACCCCCACCUUCCUACUCCCAUGAAAACCGACCAGUCCGAGCAGGAGACCAGCUCCGGACCCAUAUACCCUAGACCAAUGUACCACUACGAGGCUGGUAGCGGCGUAGGUGGCGUGGGGGCAGUGGCGGCGAUGGGCCCCGGCGUGCCCCCGGGCUUCUCCGCGAUCAACCUGUCGGUGAAGAUCGCCGCGGCGCAGGCGCAGCGACCGCGCAGCCCCACGCCGCGGGACCCGCGCGACCCACGCCCCGCCAUAGAUCUUUCCACGUCUAGUGGUAGUCCACAGGGUCCAUACGCAUCGCCGGUGUACACAAGCGCCGGUGGUGGCAGCGGGGGCGGAGCCCGGGGCAGCCCACAGCCGGGAGCUUCGCCCCAGCUCACAGCCAGUCCUCAGGUGCCCAGUCCGCAGGGCCAAACCCUCGACCUUAGCGUCUCCCGUUUACCACAUAGUCGAGGUUUCCCUGGCGGCGUCUCCUACAGUCGAGAAUCAACCCCCGACAGCGGCGGCAGCCACCCCUACCUGGAGGCCUACCAUCGAGACACCGCCGGUUACGGCGGGGUAAGUCCACACCCUGUAGCCGGGUACGGGUUGGCCCAGCCGGACUACGCGGCAGCGGCGGCCGCGGCCGGCUACGGCGGCUACCAGUACCAGUGCGGGGCGUAUCCCCCGCCGCCCGCGUACCCCCCGCACGCGCCGCCCUACUCCCCGCCGUGCUACAUGCCGCCGCCGCACGCGCCGCACGACAAGCCUAAAGACAGCAGUCUGUUUAUGUGCAGCCUGUCCGGUUGUCCGCGCGCCGACCGCUCGCAGCUCCAGCCGCACUCGCAAGAGCUCAAGUGCCCGACCCCUGGCUGCGACGGAUCUGGCCACGUCACCGGGAACUACUCGUCACACCGCUCACUCUCCGGCUGCCCGAGGGCCAACAAGCCCAAGAGCAAGCCCAGAGAUGGACAGGACUCCGAGCCACUGAGAUGCCCUAUACCGGGCUGUGAUGGAUCUGGACACGCUACAGGGAAAUUCUUAUCACAUCGGAGUGCUUCGGGGUGCCCGAUCGCGAAUCGCAACAAAAUGCGAGUGCUAGAGAGUGGCGGCACUGUGGAGCAGCAUAAGGCGGCCGUGGCAGCUGCCGCCUCCGCCAUAAAGUUCGACGGCGUGAACUGUCCGACGCCCGGCUGCGAUGGCUCGGGACAUAUAAACGGCUCGUUUCUGACGCAUCGCUCUCUGUCUGGGUGCCCAGUAGCCGGCGCUGCUACUCCCACGCCGCAACCAAAAAAGCCAAAAUACCCGGACGACAUCACGCCACUAUACCCAAAGCCUUAUUCAGGGAUGGAGAUGAAUAUGCAGACGGGGAACAGCGAGGAUCUGAUGACCCUAGAGCAGGAGAUUACGGAACUUCAGCGAGAGAACGCUCGCGUAGAAUCUCAGAUGAUGCGUCUCAAAUCCGAUAUCAACGCUAUGGAAACUCACCUUUCGCAUGGAGAUAGGGAGAAUCAAACAUUAAUACAACGCAACAAUAAUUUAAAUGAGUAUUACGAGAGUCUGCGCAACAAUGUGAUCACUUUGCUUGAGCACGUGAGGAUCCCGGGCGGCGGCACCGUGCCGGUGACCGCGGCUGGCGGCCCGGCCGGCGCGCCGCCUCCGCCCGGACCCGGCGAGAAGCCGGCGCAUGAUAACUUCGACUCAUACCUCACCAAGCUGCAAACGCUCUGCUCGCCCGACGGCUACUGCCCCGAUGAGAACCGGCCCAUCUACGAGACCGUGAAAAACGCGCUCCAAGACUUUACAGUGCUCCCUACACCCAUUUAAGGUUCACAAAGCGCCGCCGAAUCAGAACGACAAUGAACUAUUUAAUGUAGUCGUGCGAUCGGCGGAGCUUAUAAGUGAUAUAGACUUGAAAUUGUAGUUCAAUUUUAGUGUUUGAUAAAGUGCGGAGGCAGGUCUAGAGAAGCGACCGAAUCACCAAAGAUAUUUGCUAAAGACAGUGACUAUAAAAGUGACGUGAAUAGACUAAACAGCUUCGGAUGUGAAGCUGUACAGCGUGUCCUCCGCUAGGGGAAUGGUCUUUGUGUUCUACUAAGUAUUAGGUAAACGAUGUCUGUUUUGUAAACCGUUGUAUACGAUGUGUGACUUCUUUAUGACAUCACGUUAACACUCGAAGAUUCAUUCGACUUUUAAUCUGUAAGCCGGACUAUAUAGACAUAAAUAAAUUUUAAACGCUGUUACUCGUAUGCUUAAAAUUAAUGUAUUUGUUAGGUGAGAAAUUUAUACUAUUGUAUGUAAGCGAUUUUAGCCACACAAACGCAUCAAAAUCGAUUGUGUAAAUAUUGUACCUACAUUUCGAUAUAAAUAAAAUUAUCAUUUAAAUUGCUGACAGCCAAAGGGUUGCCAGUUUAGAAAAUUUCUAAUUUCACAUGCAAACUCAAUUCUUAUCAAACAGAAAAAUGAAAUAGUAAAUAAGGAAACUGUUAAUCUGUCUUAAAAGUUGAUAAUGCUGGGAAUGUGCCAAAUGCUUCAGAGUCACAGCAGCUCCCGAACGCUGACCUAUUAAGACUUAAAUAUUGAGAUAGAAAAUAUAAACGAUGUAAACAAAAAUAAUGAACUCCUUAGAGGACUUUCUAGUCAGUUUGUAAAUAAAUUGUGAAUAACUAUAGUUGUCACGUCAUAGGGACGUUUUUAUUUGUAUUAGGAAAUAAUGGGAUCUCAUUAGAUCGUGUAAGUUAAUAAUUCAGUCACUAAUUGAUAAUCGAUUUAGGGAUAAAUGAAUACCUACUUUCUUUGUUAGCCAAUAUUCACUUCGCUGUGAUUAUGUUACAUGUUACUUAUUUAUUGUUACCUUUACGGGAUAUGUGAUAGCUUAAUUAACUCAAGUUAAUGUUAAUUUGCAAUAAAUUUAGUUAAUGCGCUUUAUACACAACAUGUGCAAUUUUAUCGUUUUAGAUCUCGACUCUUGUUUUGUUUGUUAAUACUGAAAUAAAAAUCUUUUUAUCUAAACACUUUUCUUUUUAUGGUACCAUAUUGGUACGCAGGAAUUUAUGAUAUUCGCAUUUAAAUACUAAAAACCUAUUAAUAUGUUACUACUCUGAUUGUCAUAUACGUUUCUGUAAAAUAUUGAGUAUGUGUUGUUAAAGAGAAUAAAAAUAAUAAAUACCAAGAUUA